Messenger RNA from Pyrgilauda ruficollis (rufous-necked snowfinch), 903 nucleotides. Its product is annotated as nucleolar pre-ribosomal-associated protein 1-like. Gene Ontology annotation, biological process: maturation of 5.8S rRNA from tricistronic rRNA transcript (SSU-rRNA, 5.8S rRNA, LSU-rRNA); maturation of LSU-rRNA from tricistronic rRNA transcript (SSU-rRNA, 5.8S rRNA, LSU-rRNA). NCBI's taxonomy places the organism in Eukaryota, Metazoa, Chordata, Aves, Passeriformes, Passeridae. Gene Ontology annotation, cellular component: nucleolus. The annotation marks the transcript as partial. The transcript has 6 exons. The record is from RefSeq and is a predicted model, not a curated record.
AGGAUCACAUGUACAUAAAGGUAAACAGAUUUCUUCUGUCACACCAGUAUUUGGACCUGAGGAAGGUACCAGGUUUUUUCCAGUUUUUCAACAGUUUUGAUUUUGAGUACAAAACAGAGCGUGAGUGGAUCCUCAGAUUUCUUGGGGAAGGGCUGCGUGACAAACAUUGCUAUGAGCUUUAUGACUACCAGAGGAUUUUCCGGGUCAUUCUUUCCUUUUCCAACAGUCCUGUGUGUGACGAGGGCUCCCAGAGACGUAUUCUGGAGAUAUUACAAAGUGCUGCCCGUGUCACCAGAGCUGCCUAUGAGCUGGUACAGGAUCACAGCCUCCUCACAUGGGUCCUGCACAGCUUGGAGAAAAGGUUUCUGGAGAGCAAGGUGAUAAAUAAAAUUACUUCCUUAGUCCAUACUCUGUGGUUAACAAAUACAGGAGUCAAGAGAGAAAACAAGAAUCAAUCCCAGGAGAACAGGAAGCUUCUUCCUAUUCAGCUUGUAAAUGAAUUUCUGUGUGUUUUGGUCACAUUAAUCAAACAUAUUCGGACUAACGUAGAUGUGGCCAAGCUGACUGAGUUGUUUGGCACCCUCAGCUCUCUGCUGGAAUACCGUGCUGUUGUUGUGGAGGCUUUUAGGGAGAUGAGGCGUUUCACGGUCAACGGCAGCGUCCUCUCCAGCAGGGAGCUGCUGCUGCUGCUGCACAAGUGGAGCCUUGUCAGCAAAGACCUGCAGCUGCAGGAGGACCUGCAGGCCCUGGCUCAGAAGUACCAAAACAAAGAAUUGCUCAAAAAUAUUAAAGACACGAACAAACCUCAAGGCUCAUCUUAUGUGUGUCGUCACACUCGGAAAAGGACCGAGGUGGAAGAUGAUGACCCUGCUGCAGACGUGCAAGUGUCUGAGCUGGAGAAAU